GGAGUGUACAGUAGCCCCAGCAGCUACUCAAAGAGAUUCACAGCACUGCUCACCCUCCCACAGAGAAGCUUUGCACACUCAGCACUGACUGCACAUCAUGUCUGGGGGUGCUAGGCAGAGGAAUAAAGGGGCAAAUGCUGAGUCUAACUCCCAAGCUGCCACACAUGAAGGGGAAAAGAAGUUCAAGUCCAACAAGGGGGUCUCCUCUUCCUCCUCCCAAAAGACAAGUUCUGGGUUAGCUUGGAAACUUUUCACCCUUGUCUUUUAUAUAGGUCUCAUUGCUGUGUGUGCCUGCACUGGCUGGGUGGUGUACAGUCUGCAGGAUGAACUGAGCCAAAUCGGCAGCAACCUCCGACACAUCUCCCAGCAGAAAGCUGACCUGGCAGAGACCGUGGCCUCCCUGCAAAAACAAGCUAAAGGACUGGAGAACACAGUCAGCCGCCUGGAAUUCAUUUCCAAAGACAUUCAGGAAAAGCAGCAAUCCCAUGAAUCCUCCCUUAAAAAAAGUGAGAAGGAUUUGGAUCAAAUCGGGGCCAUACUGAAAAAAUUUCAGAGAGAAUUCUCCGGCGACAUUCAGGUUGUAAAGGAGCAAAGGGAGACAGACUCAAUCCACUUUGAAAACACUGUUAAGGAGAAAUUCAUGGAGCUCAAUAAUUCCCUGAACGACGGCAUCAAGGAGGUCAUUGAGGUGCAGAAAACAAGUCAGGAGGAAAUCAACAUGUUAAAGGAUAAACUGGCAUCGUUGGCUGAAUUCCAUUUGAUUCAGAGUGAACUCGAGAAUUUAAAACUUUCCAAUUCAGAGCUGCAGUCAUCAAUCUUAUCCAAUGGAGAGUCUGUCCAGUGGUUGAUGACCAAUGCCCAAAAUUUAGAUUCCAUUACAGCCAACACCAACGACAUUCAACUUCUCCGAGACCAACACAGUGACUUGAAGUCAAAUGUGGACGCCCAACUGGCAGCGGUUGAGGAAUUAAAGGCAAAAUUGUCAGACUCUAGCGAACUCCAAACACUGAGUGGAAAGCUGGUGCAACUGGCUUCCACUUUUUCCGAUGUCAAAAGUCAGUUUGAAGCCACCAAAAAUGACUUGCUGAAGGAAUUUGAAAGCAACACUGGCAGCUUGGAAUCAAAGUUAAAACCCAUUGAGCACACUGUGAAUGUAUUAAAUUCUCAGGCAGCUGUCCAGUUUGAAGAUUUAGAUGAUCUAAAAGCAAGUUUAAAGGAGUAUAGUCAGAGGUUGGGACGUGCCGAGGAAGCUCUGGAAGAUGUACAGCAGAAGUCUUUAGGAGAUACAGAUGCUGCAACUGACAAGCUACCCAAUUUAGAGGAAGGACUGAAAACAUUAAAUAUAGAGGUUGCUACUUUGAGGUCAACCGUAGCUGACCUCCCGAAAGACUAUACUGACGUGGAGAAGCUCCAACAUCAGAUUACUAGUGCCUUAGAAGCUCACAAAGAUGAGCUUGAUGGUUUUAGACAAGAGUACAACCAGUGGAGAAGUAGCAUUGAAGAAAACAUCAGCAACAUUGGAUCUUCCAUCCAUCAGCUUAAUGCCGAUGAGUUAAACUUGUCUGUGGCCAAACUGGAGACAGACUUGAAGAUGUUGAGGAUUGCAGUCGACAGUUUGGUGACUUAUUCAGUCAAAAUAGAAACCAACCAAAAUGAGUUGGAAUCUUUGAAGGAUUCACUUCAGGCUCUGAAGGAGAGCACUGAGAUGAUGAUGGUGAAAUUAGAACAAAUUCAGGAGACGGUAUAAAAAUUUUGGGUGCACAUUAGGGUUUUUUUUAUUUGCAUUUGUGUUUAAUAAAGUAUAUGUAUUGG
Messenger RNA from Xenopus tropicalis (tropical clawed frog), 1812 nucleotides. RefSeq names its product cytoskeleton-associated protein 4 (gene ckap4). Lineage: Eukaryota; Metazoa; Chordata; Amphibia; Anura; Pipidae. The transcript has 2 exons. Gene Ontology annotation, cellular component: plasma membrane; cytoplasm. Bases 98 to 1747 code for a protein of 549 amino acids. The record is from RefSeq and is marked provisional.